AGGGACCUGCAACGCACAGUUUUGGAGGCGAAAGAAAGGGUUUUCGAUUCCUCAACGCACUGAGCCACAGGCCACCCUCUUCGUCUCAAGGGAUUAGAUACUCUUUGCUCACACUUCAAAGUUUUUCUCUGCACUUUAUAAGCAAUCAUGGCGGAUGAAACGCAAAAUGAUACGAAGGAGGAGGUUGCAGAAAUUGCACCAUUUGAUCCUACUAAGAAGAAAAAGAAGAAGAAAAUUACAAUUGUAGAUCCUGCUGAUGACUCAGUGGACAAAUUGACUGAGAAAACAGAAAACCUCUCUGUUUCUGAUGGGGUCGAGACUCCAUUUGCUGGUUUGAAAAAGAAGAAGAAGCCUGUUGAAAUCAGUAACUUGAAUGACGAGAGUGGCGACGCAAUUGAAGAGUUGGAUGAUCAAGCUGAAGAUGAUGAAGGAGAAAUGGUUGCUUCUCAGGCUGGUUAUCCUUGGGAAGGGAGUGAUCGUGAUUAUGAAUAUGAGGAGCUUCUUGGCAGGGUGUUUAACAUUCUACGUGAGAAUAAUCCAGAACUUGCUGGAGAUCGCCGAAGAACAGUUAUGAGGCCUCCUCAAGUUCUUCGUGAGGGCACAAAGAAGACAGUGUUUGUGAAUUUUAUGGAUCUAUGCAAAACGAUGCAUCGGCAGCCAGAUCAUGUCAUGGCUUUCUUGCUUGCUGAACUGGGUACAAGUGGCUCCCUCGAUGGACAGCAGAGAUUGGUUGUAAAGGGAAGAUUUGCACCAAAGAACUUUGAAGGAAUUCUGCGACGAUAUGUCAAUGAAUAUGUCAUUUGCCUUGGAUGCAAGAGUCCAGACACUAUACUUACAAAGGAGAACCGUCUGUUCUUUCUCCGCUGUGAGAAGUGUGGAUCAGGAAGAUCAGUUGCUCCAAUCAAGGCUGGUUUUGUUGCUCGUGUUGGCAGAAGGAACACGGGGACAUAAUUUGGUCCUACUUUUUAUCAAUGCCGAAUCUGGCUUGGGGAAACGAACCUUUACGAGAAGUUUUCCCAUGUAUGAUGUAACUUACUCUACUCCAAUUUUGAGUGUGUUGCAGUAAUGGUAUCUUUUAUGGGUCAAUGUUGUUAUCUCUUUUAUCUAUCGGGUGCUAGUAUAAUUCUUUUAAGGAAAACGAUAGUAACACAUUACACAAACCAUUUGACGUAUUUAGGUCAUUUAGAAAAUCACGUAUUCUAAGUCCAUUUACGCUUGUACUUGUGAUUUAGUGGCUUUAAGAUGUGAGCCUAUUCCGUGGCGGGGUGUUGUUUGUGUCCAAAUUUUCAAUUUUAUUGUUCACAACCAAAACUUGGACACGCAUAUAGAUACCUUCCAAAUAUCCUAACCAAGAAAGAGCAACUAUCAACAGUGAACUACUUGAAAACAGAGACCUUCAGUGUCAACUUCUUUUUGCCGCCUCCAGGACCAAAUGGAACAAACCAGUCAUGAAAUUUAAGCCCUUGCAACAAUCAAGAAAUAAGUGUACUUGUUGAUUGCUCGCAAAUUUGAUUUUAGGUGAUCUUAAUUUUGGUUAAAAAGUGUGUUUGGUUUAAAGUGACUUACGUUUUACAACUUUUAUUUGUAAGUCGAGUCUGUAAUAAAAUUUAGUAUAAAAUUCUUAAUGUAAAAAAUAACAUUAUUUUGCUUGUCAAACAUGCUACUGAGAGUAAAUCUAGUUUUGGACAAUAAAAUAUUUCUUUUGUG
This is a messenger RNA of Abrus precatorius (Indian licorice), 1707 nucleotides long. Its product is annotated as eukaryotic translation initiation factor 2 subunit beta-like. The coding region runs from base 148 to 951 and encodes 267 amino acids. The record is from RefSeq and is a predicted model, not a curated record. Gene Ontology annotation, biological process: formation of cytoplasmic translation initiation complex; formation of translation preinitiation complex; translational initiation. NCBI's taxonomy places the organism in Eukaryota, Viridiplantae, Streptophyta, Magnoliopsida, Fabales, Fabaceae. The transcript has 10 exons. Gene Ontology annotation, molecular function: mRNA binding; translation initiation factor activity; translation initiation factor binding. Gene Ontology annotation, cellular component: eukaryotic translation initiation factor 2 complex.